Molecule: messenger RNA, 690 nt
Organism: Fomitopsis serialis
Lineage: Eukaryota; Fungi; Basidiomycota; Agaricomycetes; Polyporales; Fomitopsidaceae
Exons: 3
Coding region: 1-690 (229 amino acids)
Source: RefSeq, a predicted model, not a curated record
AUGUCGCUGUCGGUGAUCUUGAACGUCGACCCCAGAGUCGAUUCCCGUCCGCCGAUCUCAGCAUCGCGCGAGAGUGGUCCGUAUGGCUCCACGUUGAGAGGCGGGAACGAUGACUCCGCAGGAGGUCAGGAGAUCGCGACGACCACUGGCAGCAUGGGGACCACGACGCGCGGUCAGAAGAGGGCCGCGAGCGCGUCGCCGGAACCUUCGGGAGCGGAUAGGCCCGUCAAGAGCCCCCGCAUGGAGCAAGGCAGCCGCAUGGCGACACCACCGCCCACACCCCCACAGGCCGCGCCGUCUGCAUCGUCUGUCCGUCCCCGUCUCUGCCCCCGGCCCCUGACAACGGCGGAUCGUCUCGAGCUGCUCUGGCGUCACAUCAACGUCGAGGUUGAUCAGCUCGACGAUCGAGUUCGCGAGCGCCUUGACGAGCUCUUUGACGCCGUCUGGUCGUUGAAGAGGCAGCAGAACGACAUCAACGUCAUCAACAUCGCGACGCAAGCGCAGGCCGCGGACAAUGCCGUCCACAUGCGUGAGCUCCACGAACUGGUCAACGACAUCGAUAACUGCGAGACCUUCAUGCGCGACGACGUGCGCAAGAACGAGGAGCGGACCGCCAAACUCGAGAAGGAAGUCGACGAGCUCAAGGCGAUGCUUAAGGCGUUGCGCCCGCCGGCGGGAGACGACGUUUGA